UUAAAUUCAAAUCAAAUAAAUUAAAAGUAUAAAACUUCAAUUCUACAAGAAAAUCAAAAAAAGAAGAAGAAAGGAUUAACUUAAUUCAUAAGUAGAAGUCGAUAAUGACGACAAGUGAGCGAGGCGGAGGAGGAGGAGGAGGGCGUAGUGUGGUAAGAAAGUAUCUAGCGAGACCUCAACAUGAAGGUGCUGGUGCUGUUGUUCGAAGAAGCAUCGGAAGCAGGUUUGAGCUCAAAUACUUUGAUCCUUUCCUUGUUUUGGAUGAAUUUUCAUUAUCUGCUCCUGCUGGAUUUCCUGAUCAUCCACAUAGAGGAUUCGAGACGGUCACAUACAUGUUACAGGGAGGGGUAAGACAUGAAGACUUUGAGGGACGGAAAGGGACUAUUGGAGUGGGUGAUUUGCAAUGGAUGACUGCUGGAAGAGGGAUUGUCCAUUCCGAAAUGCCCGCUUCUUCUCAUGGCACUCACAAAGGCUUGCAAUUAUGGAUCAACCUCCCUUCCACCCACAAAAUGAUCGAGCCGAGAUACCAAGAAAUGGCGAGUGAAAAUAUUGCGGAAGCUAGUGAAGGCGGGGUUACAGUUAGAGUCAUAGCAGGGGAAAGUUUAGGGAUCAAGUCACCAAUCUAUACAACCACGCCCACUAUGUUUCUUGAUUUUACACUUGAACCGGGAGCCCACUUGCAACAACUCAUUCCCCAAUCAUGGAAUGCAUUUGUAUACGUCCUACAAGGCGAAGGCGUCUUUGGGAACUCAAGAUCAUCUUCAACAACCCAUCAUCUCUUGCUCUUGGGUCCUAACGGGGAUGGGCUCGAGGCUUGGAACAAGUCAUCUAAAUUGCUGAGGUUCAUUCUUGUCGGGGGUGAGCCCAUAGGUCAACCCGUUGUUCAAUGGGGGCCUUUUGUCAUGAACACGCAACAAGAGAUCGACCAAACGAUUCAAGAUUAUGAGAAUUUUGAAAAUGGGUUCGAGAAUGCUAAGUAUUGGAGAUCUGACGAUCAGGACUAACUUUUAGAUGUUGAUUACUUCUUAUUUCUCUCUAUUGUACGCUAUUUCAUAAUUCAUUCAAACAAUAAAUAUAUAAAAAAGUAAUAAUAUACCUGAACGCCCAAUUGUUUUCGGUGAA
Messenger RNA from Erigeron canadensis, 1122 nucleotides. Its product is annotated as pirin-like protein. Bases 105 to 1004 code for a protein of 299 amino acids. The record is from RefSeq and is a predicted model, not a curated record. NCBI's taxonomy places the organism in Eukaryota, Viridiplantae, Streptophyta, Magnoliopsida, Asterales, Asteraceae. The transcript has 6 exons.